Molecule: messenger RNA, 3211 nt
Organism: Colletotrichum navitas
Lineage: Eukaryota; Fungi; Ascomycota; Sordariomycetes; Glomerellales; Glomerellaceae
Product: Dynamin central region-domain-containing protein
Exons: 4
Coding region: 489-2915 (808 amino acids)
Biological process (GO): peroxisome fission; mitochondrial fission
Cellular component (GO): microtubule; mitochondrion; membrane
Molecular function (GO): GTPase activity; GTP binding; microtubule binding
Source: RefSeq, a predicted model, not a curated record
CACAUUGGUCGGCGCCACCAAGCAUCCAACGAGCAUUACGUCCCUUACCCGAACUUUCUCGGCUUGGUGGAUCGCGCAUGAAUUCUUGAAAUUGGACGGCACGCGCGAUAGCAUCGACUUUAACAUAUCGAUUCGAGCAUCCACUCUCAAUCCAUCCCGUCCAAGGGCCUUCACCACAUCUUCGUGCUUCGUGCUUCCUUCAUCGAUUGCACUUCUUGACCUCGAAGGCAUCCGAGCCACACCCACUGGACCACAAGCCAGCGCCGGCUCCCUUUGUGUGCUCUGCCUUGGGUUGCGUUGCCUUGCGCUGCAGACUGGCUGUUCGACUUUACCCUUCCACUCGAGAGCUUCUACUGCUCGCCUCUCAAAAGCCUCGGCAAGUACUCGCCAGAAAAUAGGCCUACGGGUGUGCUGUCUCAGCUUCCACGAACAAACCCGAUCACGUCUUGACCAUCUGGCGUAUACUUUGUUGAGUUUGACCCAUCACCAUGGCGUCCCUGGGAGACGAUCUUCUCGGCACUGUCAACAAGCUGCAAGACUUGGUCUUCAACACCAUCGGCAGUGACUCUCUUGAUCUUCCUCAGAUUGUUGUUGUCGGUUCGCAGUCGGCCGGAAAAUCCUCCGUUCUCGAAAACAUUGUCGGCCGUGAUUUUUUACCCCGCGGAAGUGGUAUCGUGACCAGACGGCCCCUGAUCCUGCAACUGAUCAACGUACCCGAAGAUGAGGAUGCCGCCGACCCUUUGUCGGACCCUUACCGGUCUCCCGACAUUGCCAGACGUUCCGAAUGGGCCGAGUUCCACCACAUUCCGAACCGUCGCUUCAAUGACUUCUCCGACGUGAAGCGCGAGAUCGAGAACGAGACCUCGCGCGUGGCGGGCAAUAAUAAGGGUAUCAACAGACAACCUAUCAACCUUAAGAUCUACUCGCCGCAUGUGCUCAACUUAACUCUCGUCGAUCUUCCUGGACUCACAAAGGUUCCCAUUGGCGAUCAGCCAACCGAUAUCGAGAAGCAAACCCGUAACCUUAUCUCAGAGUAUAUUGCCAAGCCUAACAGCAUUGUUCUUGCUGUCUCACCUGCCAACGUCGAUAUCGUGAACUCGGAGGCUCUGAAGCUUGCCCGGCAUGUUGAUCCGUUGGGAAGGAGGACGAUUGGUGUGCUCACCAAGGUGGACCUUAUGGAUCACGGUACAAACGCACUGGAUAUCUUGUCUGGCCGUGUCUACCCGUUAAAGCUGGGCUUCAUUGGCGUUGUCAAUCGCUCCCAGCAAGACAUACAGGGUAGCAAGCCCAUGGAGGAAGCCCUCAAGGCCGAAGCGGAGUUCUUCAAGCACCACCCGGCAUAUCGCAAUAUCUCUAGCAGAUGCGGCACCCGCUUCUUGGCCAAGACUCUGAACACGACCCUCAUGGCUCACAUCCGUGAGCGCAUGCCCGAUAUCAAGGCGCGCCUCAACACUCUCAUGGGACAGACUCAACAAGAGCUGGCAAGCUAUGGUGAUAUGCAUUUCAGCGGAAAAGAGCACCGUGGAUCCCUCAUUCUGCAACAGAUGACACGCUUUGCCACCUCCUUUAUCUCUUCGAUUGAUGGUACCUCGACCGAUAUCUCCACCAAAGAACUGUGCGGCGGCGCCCGCAUCUACUAUAUAUUCAACUCGGUCUUUGGCAGUUCUCUUGAGUCCAUUGACCCAACUUCCAACCUUUCAGCGCUUGAUAUUCGGACUGCUAUCCGUAACUCAACCGGUCCCCGCCCCAGUUUGUUUGUGCCAGAAAUGGCAUUUGACCUUCUCGUCAAGCCACAAAUCAAACUCCUCGAAGUUCCUAGUCAGCGGUGUGUCGAGCUUGUUUACGAAGAACUCAUCAAGAUAUGCCACACUUGCGGCUCGACUGAGCUCUCUCGCUUCCCAAGGUUGCAAGCCAAGCUGAUCGAGGUUGUUUCUGAUCUACUGCGUGAGCGGCUGGGACCGACGUCUGGUUACGUCGAAUCCUUGAUUUCGAUCCAACGAGCGUACAUCAACACCAAUCAUCCCAACUUUUUGGGGGCCGCAGCUGCCAUGAGCCAUGUUGUCAGCAACAAGCAAGAGAGAGAGCGAAAGCGCCUUAUCCAAGAAGAGCGAGAAAAGCGGGAGAGAAGACGCCUCAAAGAGCUUGGUACCAAUGGUACUGAGGGACCUGAGGAUGAUGAAACGGAAUCGACAGUCACCGAAAAGGCCGACUCUAAUGCUUUAAGAAAGCAGGCAAGUAAGGGAGCGCGUAGUCUAUCGCCUGGUGUGCGUGAAAACGGGACCACCGGCCUAAACGCGGCGCUCAACGGCGCACGAUCAGCUUCUCCGUCAAGAUUCAACGACAAGGGCUUGGGCGGUGCGCGCGACUCCUUCCUGACUUACUUCUUUGGUAAAGACGGUGCACCUCCUAUCGGUACUUCUCCUUCACCAAACUCGUCCAUUGCUCGACACGUGAGCCAAAGCUCUGAGCCAACGUUUUCACAGAGCAUUCGCCGGACUGAAGACAAGGUGGCGUUGCGCGCACCAGCACAUUCCUCGGCCCGUGAAGAGCCAGAGUUUGGCAAGGCCUCGCAAUCCGUCGAUUACGGGUCUCUAUUCCAGGGUACAGCCAGCGGGGAGCCAGCCAUGACAGAGCGGGAAGCCAUGGAAACGGAGCUCAUCCGGGCACUCAUCUCUUCCUACUUCAAUAUUGUGCGUGAGUCUAUUGCGGACCAAGUCCCAAAGGCCGUCAUGCAUCUACUUGUGAACCACUGCAAGGACGUUGUCCAGAACCGACUUGUCAGUGAGCUAUACAAGGAGGCACUCUUUGAAGAGCUGUUGUACGAAGAUGACGGCGUCAAAAAGGAGCGUGAGAAGUGCGAAAAGCUGCUUCAAACAUACAGGGAGGCGGCUAAGAUCAUUGGUGAAGUGUUAUAGAUAUGUUUUGGAAAAGAGACAGACUCUGGCGGAACCAGCACGUCUUGAUUGCAAUGGCCCUCUCUAUCAUCCUGUCACGCACAUACAAUACACUCUUGUUAGUUUCAAGUACUCGCUAGGCGGUCGAGACGAUGUCUAGAUUGGGUAGGCAUCGCAACAACAAGGCUCAGAAAUGUCUCGAGGAUCGAGGGCAUCAGGGCCAGUGUUUCGUUCUCUAUCCAGGGAUGUUGUUGAAUGGCUUCCCUGCUGUAUGUCAUAGUCGAAUAUGUGUAAUACAAGAACCUCAACAUCGAAAC